UUGACAGAUAUACGAUUUAAAUCGUACUCAUACUAUUAUUUGUCUAUUUUUUAAUGUACGAUCGUAAAGAUUAUGAUCGUAAUUCGCACAAAAACAUACGACUUUUUGGUUACCUGGCAACAUUUUUAUUAUGAAACGAACAUGCUCACAUCAUCAGUCACAUGCAACAAUUUAUUGGGGAUUUCCCCUUCACGUCUGGCAGUCCUGCUUGCUAGAAUAUAGGUAAGUCAGCCACAGUUACUGACGAUCGAUAUUUAAAGGGUAUUGUUUUUGUGCUAAAUAUUUCAUAAAAACGUUAUUUAAUACUUUGUGGAUUAUUAAUUUAGUUGAUAAUCACUGGAAGUAAAAUGGAUGCUAAUUUGAGAGAUCAAGAUCUUCGUAUAAAACAGUUAAUAAAAGAAAAUCUACAAAGAAAAAAAUGUCUGCCAAGCCGUAGCCGAAGCCGAUCUCCAAAUAUAUUUGGCGAUAGUGAGACCCAGUGUCCAGAUGAUUUACCCAGCGUCGUCGCAACAAAGAAAAGAAACGAGGAUAAAGUAAAAGAAAAUUUACUGAAAGAAGAAACAAACUGUUCUAAAUGCUUAAUUUAUGGAGAAGAGGAUAAAAGAAAUGAGUAUUUCGGACUGUUAGUGGCUCAAGAAUUUAAAUAUAUACGGCCAUGUGUGCGAACGAGGUGUUAUGAAGAAAUUUUAAAGUAUCUACGGGAAGCAAAAGGCCAACAUGUUGAUCAACUGCAACAUGAAAACACUGAAAAUUAAUUACUUUCAUUUUAUUAUAUAUAGAUUUUUAAAAUUUCCUGAAAUAUUAUUAGUUAACGUUUUAUUU
Messenger RNA from Galleria mellonella (greater wax moth), 822 nucleotides. RefSeq lists its product as uncharacterized. The record is from RefSeq and is a predicted model, not a curated record. Bases 348 to 755 code for a protein of 135 amino acids. The transcript is spliced from 2 exons. Lineage: Eukaryota; Metazoa; Arthropoda; Insecta; Lepidoptera; Pyralidae.